Trichoderma gamsii is the source of this 858-nucleotide messenger RNA. RefSeq lists its product as hypothetical. Bases 1 to 858 code for a protein of 285 amino acids. The transcript has 2 exons. Gene Ontology annotation, biological process: chromatin remodeling. Gene Ontology annotation, cellular component: Swr1 complex. The record is from RefSeq and is a predicted model, not a curated record. Lineage: Eukaryota; Fungi; Ascomycota; Sordariomycetes; Hypocreales; Hypocreaceae. Gene Ontology annotation, molecular function: nucleosome binding.
AUGAACAACUUCGGGGUCAUCGAACUCGCUAGUGCCAAAACUACGUCGGCUCCCGGAUGGGCCUACGUUCCUGACACUGGUAUACUGCCCGGAUCCAACGCCCUGCAGCCAGCAAACCGGAAACGAGCUCGCAAUGCACCCGCGGGCGUGACGGUCGGCGACCUGACGGCGCGGCAAGAAGCCAAGAUUCGGAAGGAGAUUGAGGCGUUGGAGCGAGAUGGUGGAAAGGACAUUUCGAUUCCGAUACCCGCAAAGAGCGGCAAAGUGCUGAUGGGCGAAACUGGCGCUGCAGCUCCUGGAAAGCAUACACCAAAUGUACGAAAGAUCCUACAGUCACAAAAGACGUUUUCAAAUCACCUAGACGACUUUCUGGCGAUACAAGCGCAGGUCGAGGGCGGUCCGGCUGCUGUGGGUAACAAUCGACCGAGCAACGCGAGCUCCAAGCGACCAGCCAACAAACGAGAUGCCACCGCCGCGUCUACACCCACCGGCAGCAACAAGCCGACACCAGGCAUACAGGAAGAGGACGUUACAAUGGCAGACGCAGAUCUUCCCCCGGUCUUGGUCGGGCAGUACAGACCACCGCCAGCGGCCCAUCCGGGCGACAACGAUCCAUUGCUGGCAUCUCGCGUGCCUGAUCUCCCGUCAGACGAAGAGCUGAGGAAGCUGCUUGCUCACCCACCGCUGACAUACUAUGAGACUAGAGGCAAGUGGGAGGACAGCUACCCUACGCGUGUGUUCUGCGAGGUGUGCGGAUAUUGGGGACGGGUGCGAUGCAUGAAGUGCGGGACCAGGGUUUGCGCGCUGGACUGUCUCGAGACGCAUAGAGAGGAAUGUGUCACCAGAUAUGGGCUGUGA